AUGGUCCGCAAGACGCAGACGACGCGCAAGUUGAUGGGCAGCAAGGCACUGCGCAAGCAGCUGACCACCAAGGCGGCCCACAAGAGCGCGCCGGCCACGGGCGGCGUGAGGAAGCCGCACCGCUACUGGCCUGGCACAGUGGCACUGCGCAAGAUCCAGCGCUACCAGAAGUUGACCAAGCUGCUGAUCUGCAAGCUGCUGUUCCAGCGCCUGGUGCGCGAGAUCGUACAGGACUUCAAGACCAACCUGCGCCUCCAGAGCUUGGCCGUCAUGGCGCUGCAGGAAGCGAGCGAGGCCUACCUGGUGGGCCUGUUCAAGGACACCAACCUGUGUGCCAUCCACGCCAAGCGCGUCACCAUCAUGCCCAAGGACAUCCAGCUCGCCAGAAAAUUUCCCAGGUUUGGA
Molecule: messenger RNA, 405 nt
Organism: Lepus europaeus (European hare)
Lineage: Eukaryota; Metazoa; Chordata; Mammalia; Lagomorpha; Leporidae
Product: histone H3-like
Exons: 2
Cellular component (GO): nucleosome
Molecular function (GO): DNA binding; protein heterodimerization activity; structural constituent of chromatin
Source: RefSeq, a predicted model, not a curated record